Poecilia latipinna (sailfin molly) is the source of this 540-nucleotide messenger RNA. Its product is annotated as stress-70 protein, mitochondrial-like. The record is from RefSeq and is a predicted model, not a curated record. Lineage: Eukaryota; Metazoa; Chordata; Actinopteri; Cyprinodontiformes; Poeciliidae. The annotation marks the transcript as partial. Gene Ontology annotation, molecular function: ATP-dependent protein folding chaperone; ATP binding. The transcript is spliced from 3 exons.
CUGGUGCAACAUGUGUUAGAUCAUUCCAGAAGCGUCUCCGCACUUUCUUUGCUGUUGCAGACCAGACACAAGUAGUCAGAACGGGCCUGAGCUGGAGCUUCUUUCCGCUUGGACACUGACAAAGGACACUUCUGCAGCUUUAUCUCCACAGUUAAGCUGUUCUCAAGUCGCUCUGGGGCUUUAAGCCUACUGCGCUGCUUUUUUGUUUGCUCGUUUGGAAACAGCUUUGGUUAGCUCAUUAGCCGGCUUGUCGAAAUGUUGAGUGUCGCAAGGAGCGUUUCAAGGUCUUUGCCAACCAAGAUCUGCUCUCGAAAUGUGUCGUCUUUGGUGAAGAAGGCAUGUUGGAGUGGGUUCCAGUCGGAUGCAAUCAGAGCUCUGUCCAGAAGAGACUAUGCGUCAGAAGCCAUCAAGGGGUCAGUGAUCGGCAUUGACCUGGGAACCACCAACUCCUGUGUUGCCGUCAUGGAGGGGAAGCAGGCCAAGGUGAGGAUUAGCUCAGUAAUGUGGACACACUGCUUUAAACAGAACUGCUGUCUCAAA